UACUGGAGUUCAUCUCUCCCUUUUUGUGCAUGUCAUCACUUCUUCAAUUGAUCGAGUCCCCCUACGGCGAUGGACUGGCGACAUGUCCGGGGUGUGACCCUGCCUUUCGCCCUAUGUCAGCUGGGAGUGGCACCAGCGCCCCGCCGCGACCCUCAUGUGUUGGUGGAAGAUGGGGGAAACGCAUCAAGCUGACCCUCAAGACGUCCUCCUACCUUGGGGUCGUGCAACGCAUAAACCCCAACAAAACGCUGGUGUUGGCGGACGUUGCUAAUGCUAGUAAUGGCUGUAAAAUCCCGGGCUCAAAACUGUUCUUUGGGCAUGAGAUUCUCAAUGUGGAAUUCACCAGUGAAGCAAACAGUGACAGUGGAAACGUUAUUGACCACCACUUGGAAGUGGAAGAGUUUCAGCCGUACAGGAAGACAAUGACAAUCGAUCACGAUGAAGGUGAGGAAGAGUGCAUCGACUUUAUUGUCAUUGAUGAGUUUCAUGAGAAGUUUGCGCCUGCUGUGAUACACAUCAAGAAGCAACACGUGAUUGGUGUAGGAGGUAAUGGAGUUGAGGUGUUUAAGCAUGGGAGACUGUGUUGGCUGCAGAUUGCCACUAAAAACCAGGUGUAUCUGUUUGACGUUCUGUUACUUGGAGGCCGGGCCUUUAAGAAUGGUCUCUCUAGCAUUCUGGAAAGUGAAGGCAUAUUAAAGGUGAUGCAUGACUGCCGAGCCAUUGCUGGAUGUCUGGUUGCUCAAUUUGGAGUAAAGCUAACCAAUGUCUUUGACACACAGGUGGCAGAUGUCAUGUGCUUCCACACAGAAACAGGCGGGUUUCUUCCCGACAGAGUCUCUACUCUGCAGGAAGUGGUUAGUCUCCACCUGAAGGUGCCCCCCUCCCAGCUUGUAUCCCUUCAGAUCCAGUCACAGCUCACCAAGGAGGAAAAUGAGAUGUGGUACGUGCGCCCGUGUCCUGUAGCCCUGCUGAAGGUAAUGGCUCUGUCAGUGAUCCACCUGCAGCCUCUCAGACUGGUGCUCUUGGAUACUCUUAUGACAGACUACAUGACUCUGGUGGAUUCAUACAUCACCAACAGCCACUUUGAUCCUGAGGAUUUGGAGAAUGUCGGCAAGGUUCUGGGAUCAGGUGUGUUCGAGCUCGAUCUCCAUCACUUUCAGAAUACGCGAGGUUUGCUGGCGAACGGACUCCGGUGCAGCAUGAGCGGCUGCAGGACUUAUUUCAGGGUUUGCUUGAAGAACUUCCAGAAGGUGGUGUCGCCCGGAGACUGCAUAUUUGGCGAGGUCGCCACACCUGUUCUGGGCAGCGACACCUUCAGCAUCCAGCAGCGGGACGCCAGGCUGCGUCUGCCGCUCAACGGCGCCUGGCCGGGUGCUUUCUCGUUAGUCAUUGAAGCUUGGUAUUCUCCUGCAGCGGACCCACCUGGAGACACCACCAACCCCGAUUUCUUGAUUAGCUCUUUUGCCAUCCAAAGACAGUUGGGAAUAGGGCUUGAGUGGUCCCAGGAUGUGCCGAGCGGGACGCAGACGGAGCUAAGGUACUCAUACCGCUUCAUCUGCAAUGACAAUUACUACGGGGACACUUGUUCCAUAAAAUGCACUCCAAGAGACGACCAUUUUGGCCACUACACCUGCAGCCCCGACGGGCAAAAAGCCUGUCGCCCGGGAUGGAAGGGAGAAUACUGCCAAGAACCAAUCUGCCUUGAUGGCUGCAGUGAAAGGCAUGGAAACUGCACUUUGCCUGGAGAGUGCAAGUGCAGAGAGGGCUGGCAGGGACUCUUCUGUGAUGUGUGUAAACUCCAUCCGUCCUGUAAACAUGGUACCUGUGCAGAGCCGUGGCAGUGCACCUGCAAAGAAGGCUGGGGAGGCAUCUUCUGUGACCAAGACCUUAACUACUGCACUCAUCAUAAACCCUGUGCCAACGGGGCCACGUGCUUGAACACAGGCCACGGCAGCUACACCUGCACCUGCCUGCCAGGUUUCACCGGGGUUAACUGUGACUCAGAGGUCAGGGAGUGUGACAGCCAGCCCUGUCACAACGGAGGCCACUGCGUGGACUCGGAGAACGGUUACGGGUGUGUUUGCCCGCCAGGGUUCGAAGGCACGCGCUGUGAAAACAAGGUGCUGACCUGCGCCGACGCGCCCUGCUUCCAGCGCGGCAAGUGCAUCGAGAGGAAUAACGGCAACAGUUACAUAUGUGAGUGUCCAGCAGGAUACACUGGACUCAACUGCGAGAAGAAGGUGGACAAAUGUACCUCACUGAAAUGCACCAACGGCGGACACUGCGUGGUGCGCGGCAACCUCCGACUGUGCAGCUGUCGCUCGGGCUUCACGGGACUGCGCUGCGAAAUCAACGUCGACGAGUGCGCCAGGAACCCCUGCGCCAACGGCUCCACGUGCGUAGACCGCAUGAAUGACUACACGUGCACGUGCCCGCCCGGGUACACGGGCCGUCACUGCGACAGGCCGACGGACCUCUGUGCUUCUCUCCGCUGCCUGAACGGCGGGACUUGCGUCGUGGGAGAUAAAGGCCAACCCACCUGCGUCUGCCCCGCCCAUUUCACCGGACCCCAGUGCCAGUCUGACGACGACGACGUCGUGCCCUCCGCCAACACGCCCCGCCCCGACGAGGGCUGGGAGUCGAGUGAUAAGCUGAGCUUGGUCGCCAUCAGCAUGGGAGCAGGCCUGGUCGCCGUCCUGGUGCUGAUCUGCAUGGCGGCGGCGCUGAUCCGCCACGCGAGGAAGCAGCGGGACGAGGGGCGUGACUCGGAGACGAUGAACAACAUCUCCAAGGUCGACUUCCAGAAGGAGAACCUCCUCUCCACGAUGGAGCUCAAGAACACCAAUAAAAAGAUAGACAUGGAGGCGGACUGUCCCAGGGAAAAGUCCAAUCACAAACACAUCAACCACUACCACCGAGACUAUAAAACCUCCACAGGGUACAAGGACGAGCUGUCCCUUCUGGACAAAGACGAAAACUGUGAAAAGACGACGGGAGACAAAAAGCAUUUGAGUAAAGAGUACAGUGAAAGGCCAGAGUGCAGAAUAUCGACGAUAUGUUCUCCCAGAGACUCGGUGUACCAGUCUGUGUUUGUAAUAGCGGAGGAGAAAAACGAAUGCAUCAUUGCAACUGAGGUAUAAUACAAGGAAGAUUAUUAUUAUUAUUAUUAUUAUUAUUGUUAUUAUUCAUCGUCGUCAUUGGAUUUCUUCUGGACUGUUUACAUGUGUGGAGGGACUGGGAUUUAUUUAAAUGAAAGUUGCUGCUCUUGAAAAUAAAAAAAAAAACUUGAUAACUGGAUGGAGCCGGUGCACUCGUCGAAUGCAAUAGUACUGAAGCGACUAAAACUUUGUGAGAAUGUAAAGACUGACGAACGAGACAAGAACUGCAGCAAAUAACGACUUUAUUGCGAUUCACUGACGUUUUUUUUUCCGAAUCAAAAAAAAUCCCCGCCCGAGUUCAUCCAAGACGGAUACGGUCGGUUAGAAAGAAGAGGAACUGUCUUCACGUACUCUCUGUCUCUCUCUGUGUCUCCGUGUUAUUGCAGUAAUCAGCAAUCGACAAAUCAACCGGCUGCCAACCAGGCCCCUCCCCCUCCCCCCGGUGGAAGGAGCCUUUAUUUUUUUUUUAUUUUGUCCUUUUUCAGUGGCCUGUGACGCGCUAUGCAAGAGAAACAAAAGAAUCAGCAUUGUGCUCAAUCAAAAAAAAAAAAGGGAUAACAAACUACUGAAAACGGUUCAUUUGUUUUGGAAGAAUAAUUGUUACAAGUCAACUGUUGUUUCUUUGAAUAUAAGGAAUGUAUGCAGCCUUAAUCAGACAGCCUUAAAUCCAUGGUUUUUCCCGCCUUAUCUUUGAUUCCUUUGCACAGCAAAAAAAAAAAAAAACAACAACAAAAACAACAACUGUAGGAUCAAAGCGAUCAUCGACAGGGCCUUGUUUUUAACUUUUUAUGCAAGAGCUUCGAUAGACAAGACAAAGAAACUCAAAGAGUGACUAUCAUACCAAGGACGCCUUCAGAGGAAAUUACUAAACCAAUAAUUGUUACGUCGUAAGAUUAGUAUUCUGUUAGUAAUUUAAGAAAGUGAAGCACUGACCCUUUGUCUUUUGUUGUUUUAUAAGAUUAUUUUGUAUAUACUGUAUAUUUAUAUGUUCAGAUUAGAAGUAUGAUGAAUCUGUUUUUAUUAAGUGGAUGCCCCUCCCCCCCGCCCCUCCAAAAAAGGGGAAUUUAUUUUUCAAGUGUUGUCAGGGUUUUUUUUGUUUUACAGUAUAUAUAAAUAUAUAUAUAUAUAUAUAUAUAUAAAAACAAUGAAUACAUAUCUGGUACACUGUUUGUUUAUUUGGUCGUCGGUGGUCGCGUGUACAUGUGUGGGUCGCAUAGUGAUUCUAGAAUAGUCCUAUUUUUUCCCGUGUAUGUCCACGACAACUGUGUCCGUGUGAUGUGAAAUCAGUGUGCUAGCAAUCAAUCAAUCAAUCAAUCAAUCAAUCAGUGGACAGUAUUGUAAUUCGGCAGCAAUGUAGGGGGGAAAACACACCAAGGAAUCUAUAUUUAAGAAAGUAACUGUAUGUGGAAAAUAAAGAGUCCUUGUGAUCUUUCUACUGUA
Messenger RNA from Solea solea (common sole), 4598 nucleotides. RefSeq names its product delta-like protein 4. NCBI's taxonomy places the organism in Eukaryota, Metazoa, Chordata, Actinopteri, Pleuronectiformes, Soleidae. Gene Ontology annotation, molecular function: nucleic acid binding; calcium ion binding; 3'-5' exonuclease activity. The record is from RefSeq and is a predicted model, not a curated record. Gene Ontology annotation, biological process: establishment or maintenance of epithelial cell apical/basal polarity; heterophilic cell-cell adhesion; cell communication. The coding region runs from base 30 to 3140 and encodes 1036 amino acids. The transcript has 21 exons. Gene Ontology annotation, cellular component: protein-containing complex; plasma membrane.